This is a messenger RNA of Thunnus maccoyii (southern bluefin tuna), 1699 nucleotides long. RefSeq names its product secretory calcium-binding phosphoprotein 1 (gene scpp1). Bases 137 to 1027 code for a protein of 296 amino acids. Lineage: Eukaryota; Metazoa; Chordata; Actinopteri; Scombriformes; Scombridae. The transcript has 9 exons. The record is from RefSeq and is a predicted model, not a curated record.
CUCUUACUGUCUCAACAGCCAGCGUCCAUACGUGGUUCAGAAUAAGGCUCUGGGUUCUCCUGUUUGUCGCUAUAUACACUGAACAAGGACCACUAACAGCUUCUUACACCAGCUCUGCACCUUACGGACCAAGAGAAUGAAGGUUACCAUGAUAACAUUUUGCCUGAUCGGGGUAGUUUUUGCCAACCCGAUUUCAUUUAAUGCCAUUUUGGAAUCAAAUGAGCUUGAUGCAAACACGACUGAAAGUAUGUCUAUUUCACAAUCAUCUGAAAAUGACACCUCAGAGAUUCAGAGCUCUGAAGAAAAUUCAUCAAAUCAAAGUUCAGAGUCUGACUCACUAGAAUCCACAUCAGAGGACAAGACUUCUGAGGAGAGCAACAGUCAAUCAGAUGAGACAGACGCUAUGGCUGAAACCAGAGAUAACAGUAUGGGCAGCGAGGAGAAUGUUCGAAAGAGUUGGGUUCGAGUGUUUGCAAGUGUCAUCAAAGUCCAAAGUGCAGAGGACAACAGCAGCACAGAGGUCAAAGGUCAGUCAGAGCACAUGACUGAGAAUCAGUCCACUCACACCUCCACCAGCACGACUUUCAGACAGAUGACCAACACUGCUCAGGGUCACUCCAACCUGCCGCUGGUGGACAACCCCACUGACAGCAGUGACAGCAUCAGUGACAGCAUCAGUGACAGCACCAGUGACAGCACCAGUGACAGCACCAGUGACAGCGCAGACACCAGUGACAUUACUGGUGUCACGGCUGCCGCCAACAACAGCAGUGAGAGUACCAGCAGUGAAAGCAAGGAGACCAGUGAGGCCAGUGACAGCAGUGAUUCCAGCAAAAGCACAGAGGACAGUAAUGCCAGUGACAGCAACGAGCUGAAUCAGAUCAAAGCCAAAGACUGUGUGAAUGGAACUCAGAGCUGUGAAAGUGACGAGUAUUUCUUCCAGGAUAUAGGAGAUGACGCCCAUUACUUAGUAGACAAUCUGAUGGUGCCAGAUGAGGAUGACAGAGAGCUCAGCCUCAGGAGAUGAUGACAUGACCUUGUGCAAUGUUACAUUUCCCACAAUGAACUUAAACACCAUUACACUUUUUGUCAUAUCUCAAAGGUGCUUUAUUCUAUCAUUCCAAUGAAUUAUAUAAAUAAUAAUUUUUGAUAAGAAAUAAGUUAAUAUUUUAUGAUGGUUGUUACAAUAGUUUAUUCUUGGGGUCCUCAGGGACACCAGCCUUGUAUGUUAAAUAUGUUGGUAGGAUGAGGGUUAAAUGACCUACCUGAGGACUUCAGGUUGACAAAUCUGCUCCUGCCUCUUGCUUCUGAAUGUUGAUUUUGGCAACAUAAUGUUACCUGCAGUUGAUUGGUUUGUGUGUGUGAUUAUUAUUGUAAUUAUGAUGUAGUCAAAGCCUUUACUUUGUUUUUAUAAUAAUAAAUAAAAAAAUGAUAAUCAUAUAAUGGGUGGUUGCAUAUUUUCUAUGAUUAGAUUUGGGAACGUUAGAUAAUAAAAAACGAGUUUGUGCUUCAGUUGCAGACAGAAUAGCAUUAGCUAACGUUAGCUAUUUUAGCUGUGAUGAUGAAGAACUCAAGAUGCUUAAAUAAAUGGUAAAGGUUUUAAGUAAUUCUUGCAUGUGGUAAUGUUGUGCUUUACAACAAUUAGUCACAUAAAAGUAUCUGGUAUGACUUAUCAUGGAUAUAUAGGUUUAUUUUCACA